AACGUGUCAUGGACGACAUGUCAUGUCAACCUUAAAAUGUGUUUUAUGUGAAAUGUAUCGCUAAAUAAUUGAUAAAAACACGACCUUGAACUGUAUGUCUCGCAUUUUUAAUAUUAUAAAUUAAAAAAUAAAGUAAACAACACUUCGUAUCUUGCAUAAGGUAUCAUUUUAACUUUAAUUUUGGAUGAAAAAUAUACUUAUGUUGGUACUUUGUAAGAUAUGGAAAAUAAGGGCGUAGCAGAAAGAAUGUAAAUGGUUACAAGAGAAGAGAAAGACCGAAGCAAGUAUGAAUGAUUGAAUAAAAGUAAAAUAAUUCAUACAAGAAGUCCAAUACGUAAAAGACAUAUUUUUAAAGUUCAACAAAAUGACCGAAUCGGGUGAGAAUUCUGAAACUGCAACUGUGGAUACUAAGAAACAAGCAAAGGAAAUACUUGUGAUACAAGACGAAGGUUUCUUUGUACAUGAUACUGGGGAUACUUACAAUGGUUCUUUUGAGGUGAAGAAAAAAGAUAGAAGUAUCAAAAUGCAUGGUCCUGGAAUUUAUACAACCGCAGAAGGUGACGCAUACGCUGGUUACUGGGAGAACGAUAAGUUGGGCGUCAACGAUGAGGUGAUGAUAUCGUAUCAGGACGGAUCCAGGUACCAGGGUCUGCUGAAGGAUUGGUGCUAUACCGGCCGCGGUAGAUACUACUACCCAGACGGCACUAUACUGCAGUGCGAGUUUGUGGAUAAUUGCCCUGUUGGUAAUCUGACCCUUAUAGAUCCCAAUGGACAUACUUGGCUGGGAAAAGCUGAACAUGGGUACUGUUGGUUUCAACCUGUUAACCAUCUAUACGUAAUGUUGGAAACUCGCAAACGACGAUAUGAAACUAUGAAAGUAUUGACGUGAAAUAUAAGAGUUAUUUUUUAAAAUGUUACAAUAAAGUUAUUUUCAUUCUGA
This is a messenger RNA of Papilio xuthus (Asian swallowtail), 940 nucleotides long. RefSeq names its product phosphatidylinositol 4-phosphate 5-kinase 1. The coding region runs from base 365 to 889 and encodes 174 amino acids. The record is from RefSeq and is a predicted model, not a curated record. NCBI's taxonomy places the organism in Eukaryota, Metazoa, Arthropoda, Insecta, Lepidoptera, Papilionidae. The transcript has 2 exons.